GGGCACUCAACGCAAACGCUCCACUUGGCUUCCGUCGCGUCUCGUAUCUGGCCACUCGGAUACGCACGCUGGCCUGGUACGGAAUGUAGCUGCAAUCAUCCACCUCAAUACUCAAAUUCUUAUCCUCCCGUUGGCUGCAUCCCGGCCUGGACACGCGGCCGCAUCCGGGCAUGUUCUCGACCAUGAGCCUAUUCUUUCGCCCUUUUGGCAUCCGAUCCCGCAUCCCGCACAUGCUUGGCUGCCCUUCCCGAGUACCACCAGCCGCGAUAAUCAUGCCGUGUACGACUGUAUAGAUGCUACCAGUAUACUCUCCCACCCUCCUUCCACCGACGCACGCUCAUUGCGCGCGCCAUCAUGCUGCUCCGUUCAGCGCGAAAGAUUCCGCCGUCCUUCGUCCUGCUCCUCGUCUUCCUCGUCUUCUUGGGAUGGCAACUCAGUCAGGGUCCGAGCCAUGAGGAACUUCCUCCGCCCCCACCCCCAGAUGUGCCUGCGCCCCCGCCAGUCGAGGCAGAACAGAAGCCCCACGAGGAAGAGAAGAAGCCCUUGCGAAUCGCCGUCGUGACAUUCGUGACGGACCAAAGAUCCUAUCUCCACCUCUCGCUCAAGAACAAAGACCACUACUCGCGACGCCACGGCUAUGACUUCAUCACUGACUUCGAAGCCCACUCUGAACGGGGGCCUGUCUACUGGAAGUUCGACAUGGUGGAGAGACUGGUCAAAACUGGCAAAUACGACUGGAUAUGGUGGCUGGACUUUGACACCCUCAUCACAGACACCGGUGUCAGAGUCGCCGACAUCAUCACCGACGAACUAGAAAAGGCUGAAAAUCCGGACCAGGUCGACUACAUACUCACGCACGACUGCAACGGCUUGAACUUGGGAUCCUUUGCCGUUCGCGGACAUGAACGCUCUCUCGAAUUCCUUCGCCGCGCACUCGAAUUACGUGAUGAAGCUAAGAACGGCGACGAGCACAAAAUUUACAGCGAGCAGGACGCCAUGGUCGAGCUGCUCAAGGAGGAUCCAUACUCGGGCAGACAUGUUGUGGCGCCCCAGUCGAAGCUGAACGCCUUUCCAAAGGAUAUACCGUGUUUUGAAAACGAAGAUGGCGAAUGGAAGCCAGGCAAAUUCCUCCUGCAUUUUGCGGGUGCAUGGGCGCAUGUCAAGGGCGAGGAUCCUACGGGUCAGCUCAUGAAGAAGUAUGAAGGCAACAUCAUUUGGGGCGACUGGAAAGAGUUUUAUUGAGGGUGCCUUUUCCAAACGAGUUCGGGUAUGUUGGCGUUCGGGCAUGUACACGAUAUCCAGGGUUGUUAUUCUCACAAUAGAUAUUCUAACAUGACUGUCGGUACAGACGCGUGGUGCUCAUGUAAGCUGGCCCUAAAGCUUUUUGGGACGUCCAUGUGAGCAGGCAAAAGAGGAGAGAACAAUACAGUCUCAUGGUCGUGUCUUGAAAAGAACAAAAGCCAUGUGGUCUUUGAUUUCGGAUUUUGGCCGGUAAAAUAAUGGUGCGUGAGUGUGGUAGUGAAGCACAAUGCAUGGAAUUCACAUUUAUAUCGACA
Messenger RNA from Alternaria alternata, 1556 nucleotides. RefSeq lists its product as hypothetical. Gene Ontology annotation, cellular component: Golgi membrane. Bases 355 to 1242 code for a protein of 295 amino acids. Gene Ontology annotation, molecular function: glycosyltransferase activity. The record is from RefSeq and is a predicted model, not a curated record. NCBI's taxonomy places the organism in Eukaryota, Fungi, Ascomycota, Dothideomycetes, Pleosporales, Pleosporaceae. The transcript is spliced from 2 exons. Gene Ontology annotation, biological process: protein N-linked glycosylation.